AUGUCAACUGAGGUAGACAACCUCCUUACAACGCCCCCGACAACGGUCUCUUAUUCUCAUCGUCUCAAAAGCCAUGAAGAAGGAGAAUCAGCAGUGGAAAGACUGGCGGCAAAAAUCGAGCAUCGGCGUGGCAAUCGUCUUGGGAUGACCUAUGAUGCCCGCCUCCAACUCGAGACGAUGUGCCACGAGAUUGCUCUUCGGAACAACUGCGACAAUCCCAAAGACGUGAGGAAAGAAGAUCUACUGUUAUUGCGAAAGCUGUUUGAUUCUCAAGUCAUUGGACAACAACAACGCAAUCCACUGCUCCGAUGGAGGGAAACUUGGCUGGGAAUCAAGACAACCGAGAAAUACCUGUUGGAAGCCGUGGAUCGGGCAUUGCAUCACGUGGAAGAAACACAAGAUUGUCUUCACUUCACAGAAUGGAUUGCCCUGUAUUCGAAAGAAGUACACAAAUGGCCUUGGAUGAGAAAUGAGUCGGCCAAUGCUUUCCUCGUGGUUGUGGCUUUCUUCAUUUUGACGCCCAUUCUGUUUUGUCAAGUCAUGCGAGAUAGAAACAUCUGUGGAGAUCCAUCCAGUGGAAUCAGUUGGUUGAAUGGCUGCUAUAUGGCAUCCGUGACUUUGAGUACAGUCGGUUACGGCGAUGUGACUGUGGGGAAGGACAACGUGUAUAUUGGAACUGCCUACAUGAUUGUGUCAGUUUGCGUAUCAAUCACAGCCUUUAGUGCGGCGGCAGGGGAUGCAUUUUCACCUUUACGACACUUUUACAAAACAUAUCUUAGAUUUGACGAAGAAGACGUUGCCGAGGGUGCACCUUUGUCCAAGAAAUUGUGGAGGAUCCGUCUCUUCAGGUGUGUAUUGAGGAGGGAUCCCAGUGGACGUGGGGAGAGAGUAUCUACUGGUCUAUACAAUCAACGACUACCAUUGGCUAUGGGGACAUCAUCAUGA
Molecule: messenger RNA, 945 nt
Organism: Seminavis robusta
Lineage: Eukaryota; Bacillariophyta; Bacillariophyceae; Naviculales; Naviculaceae
Source: the annotation of a GenBank genome assembly